This is a messenger RNA of Melopsittacus undulatus (budgerigar), 1956 nucleotides long. RefSeq names its product G protein-coupled receptor 61 (gene GPR61). Bases 650 to 1915 code for a protein of 421 amino acids. The transcript has 2 exons. The record is from RefSeq and is a predicted model, not a curated record. Gene Ontology annotation, molecular function: G protein-coupled receptor activity. NCBI's taxonomy places the organism in Eukaryota, Metazoa, Chordata, Aves, Psittaciformes, Psittaculidae. Gene Ontology annotation, cellular component: endosome; plasma membrane; signaling receptor complex. Gene Ontology annotation, biological process: G protein-coupled receptor signaling pathway.
AGUUGAGCGGUGCCCGUCCUGCCAGCGCCAGGAUGGCAACAGGCGCCGGUGCCGACUGUAUCGAACACCGCAGCUCAUCCUGGAAGUCCACAACAGCACUGAGGCGGCGGCGGCGGCCGCGGGCCACGAGCUGGAACAAGGCACAGUCGCAGGCCAAGGGGUUGCCGUGCAGGUACAGGCGGUCGCGGAGCCAGGCGGGCAGCGCCUGUAGCUCACCCACGGGCACGUGGCGCAGGCGGUUGGCCGACAGGUCGAGCAGGGCGAGCUGGGGCAGGCGGCUGCCGUCGCGCAGCAGCUCCAGCGGGAAGCGGGUGAUGCGGUUCUGGCCCAGGUACAGCUUGCGCAGGCGGUUGAGGUUCUCGAAGGCCGUGCGGUCCACAGUGGAGAUCUCGUUGUUGUAGAGCAGCAACACCUCGAGCUCGGCCAGGUCGCUGAACAGGUUCUCGUCCAGCGCGCGCAGGCGGUUGGAGGACAGGUCCAGGUGACGCAGGUGCCCAGUGGGGAGAUGAGUGGGGCCGGGGGGCACCUUUGGGUGCUCUGAGCUCCACCAGCACCCCCUAUCCCCCAACCCAUUGAGGAUGUGACCCCCCCCCCAAUCCAGCAAUGCCCAGCGCAAGGAUGCUCCCCUUGGUGACGGUGGUGGCCCAGGAUGGAGCCGGCACCAUGGGGCUGGAAUGGCUCUAGGGAGGUGCGGGGGCUCCAGCCCUCCCCAGGCCCCAUGUCCCCCAAUGGCACAGCCGACAGCAAAGGCAGGGACGUGGCUUCGAGGUCUGUGGGGCUGUUCUUCAUGCUGCUCAUGGACCUGGCGGCCAUCGUGGGCAAUGCGGCCGUCAUGGCCGUCAUCGUGAAGACCCCAGCGCUCAGGAAGUUCGUCUUCGUCUUCCACCUGUGCCUGGUGGACUUCCUGGCCGCCCUCACCUUGAUGCCAUUGGAGAUGCUGUCAGGCUCGGCUGUGUUCGACAGCCCCGUGCUGGGUGACACCGUGUGCCGCGUGUACCUGUUCCUGAGCGUCUGCUUCAUCACCAUGUGCAUCCUCUCCAUCUCCACCAUCAACGUGGAGCGCUACUACUACGUGGUGCACCCCAUGCGCUACGAGGUGCGGAUGACCGUGCGCUUGGUGGCCUGCGUCCUGGCCGGCGUCUGGCUCAAAGCCGUCGCCACCUCCUUGGUGCCCGUCCUGGGUUGGUCGGCACCGGACCGGCCCCCGGCGCUCAGCACCCGCGGCUGCUCCUUGCAAUGGAGCCGCGCUCCCUCCUGCAAGCUCUUCGUGGUCUUCUUCGCCGCCUUCUACUUCCUCCUGCCCCUUGCCAUCAUCGCCGUGGUUCACUGCAGCAUGUUCAAGGUGGCGCGUGUGGCCGCCAUGCACCGGGGCCCGCUCCCCACCUGGACGGAGACCCCGAGGCACCGCUCCGCGUCGCUCAGCAGCCGCUCCACCAUGGUCACCACGUCGGGAGCACCACGGACCACACCGCAGAGGACGUUGGGGGGCGGCGGGGGCAAAGCGGCCGCCAUCCUGCUGGCGCUGGGGGGGCAGUUCCUGCUCUCCUGGCUGCCAUACUUCAGCUUCCAGCUGUACACGGCGCUGAGCGCGCAGCCCUCGGGGCCAGCGGCCGAGAGUGUGGUCACUUGGGUGGGUUACUCCUGCUUCACCUCCAACCCCUUCUUCUACGGGUGCCUGAACCGGCAGAUCCGGGCCGAGCUCGGCCGGUUGCUCACCUGCCUCUUCAAGCAGCCCCCCGAGGACCUGCGGCUGCCGAGCAGAGAGGCCUCCAUCGAGGAGAACUUCCUGCAGUUCCUGCAGGGCACGGCCUGCGAGCCCCACAGCCCCAAACCGGCCCCGGCCCCCGUCGAUGUCCGCAUCCCGGGGCAGAUCGAGGAGGACGCGGGCGAGGGGGCGGCCAAGGCGGAGCUGUAGCGGUGGGGAUGGGUCUGAGGUGAACAUGGCUGAGGGCAGAG